CCCUGUGAUAGUGGAGCAGCUUUCACUGCUAAGUACAACACAACAAUAUGGCUUACGCUUGGUCUACUAAGAAAAGAUCUCUAUCUCUAGUGAGGAGGUACGGAUUCUUUCAUUGUCCAAAAUGCAGUCAUUCUUGGCAGAGUGCUCAUGUUUACUGUGAUCCAGUGACAGAACAGGUGAAAUACAGACAGAGAUGUCAAAGCUGCCACAUUUUCUACAAACCAUUUCAAGUUGAACCCAUCAGGUGCAGCAAUUGUGGCGAAGUCGCUGAAGAUUGCGACUGUGCUAGAGAAGGCCGCGGGGCCCACACCAAAUCUCACAGGCAGGACUUGUGUGAGAGGUGCCUAAUAUGUCCUGUAAAAUGUCGACAGUCUUACAGUCGAAAACGUCGUUCCGUCCUUCAACUCAUGAAAAUGUGGAAAUCGAAAUUCAACGAGAACAAAGUUCUUCUCGGUGAUGAGGACGAGGAGGAUGACGACGAGGAGGAUGAUGGCGAGGAGGAUGAUGACGAGGAUGAUGAUGACGAGGAGGAUGAUGACGAGGAGGAUGAUGACGAGGAUGAUGAUGACGAGGAGGAGGAUGACGAGGAGGAGGAUGACGAGGAGGAUGAUGACGAGGAGGAUGAUGACGAGGAUGAUGAUGACGAGGAGGAUGAUGAAGAGGAGGAUGAUGACGAGGAGGAUGAUAAAAGUGAUAAUGAUAAAGUUGACAUGGGAUGGCAUCUUAAUGAUGAUGGCGAUGGUAAUGAAGAAUCUGACAUAGGAGAUGAUGAUGAUGGUAAUUACGACGAAAGAGACGAAAGAUAACGUAGAGGAUAACACCAAGUGUUGAUAGUGAUAGAAGCAGUUAACUAAAUGAUUCGAACAAUAGAUAUAAGGAACAUGUUAAAUAUGUAGAUGACGAGAGCUAUGACGAUGAAAUAGAAAAGGGAUGGAAUACUUACUAAUAAAUUCACAUUAACGAAACUAUAACAGCAUUAAACAUACAUACCUGUAUCAGCUAGGAAUAUGAUCGUCUGUAUCAACAAUGAAUAUGAUCGCCUGUAUCAACAAAACAUAUUAUCGCCUGUAUCAACAAAUGAAUAUGAUCGUCUGUAUCAACAAAACAUAUGAUCGUCUGUAUCAACAAUGAAUAUGAUUGCCUGUAUCAACAAUGAAUAUGAUUGCCUGUAUCAACAAUGAAUAUGAUCGUCUGUAUCAACAAUGAAUAUGAUUGCCUGUAUCAACAAUGAAUAUGAUUGCCUGUAUCAACAAAACAUAUUAUCGUCUGUAUCAACAAAUGAAUAUGAUCGUCUGUAUCAACAAUGAAUAUGAUUGCCUGUAUCAACAAAACAUAUUAUCGCCUGUAUCAACAAAUGAAUAUGAUCGUCUGUAUCAACAAUGAAUAUGAUUGCCUGUAUCAACAAUGAAUAUGAUUGCCUGUAUCAACAAAACAUAUUAUCGCCUGUAUCAACAAAUGAAUAUGAUCGCCUGUAUCAACAAAUGAAUAUGAUCGUCUGUAUCAACAAAACAUAUGAUCGCCUGUAUCAACAAUGAAUAUGAUCGUCUGUAUCAACAAUGAAUAUGAUCGUCUGUAUCAACAAUGAAUAUGAUUGCCUGUAUCAACAAUGAAUAUGAUUGCCUGUAUCAACAAUAAAUAUGAUCGUCUGUAUCAACAAUGAAUAUGAUUGCCUGUAUCAACAAUGAAUAUGAUCGUCUGUAUCAACAAUGAAUAUGAUCGUCUGUAUCAACAAUGAAUAUGAUCGUCUGUAUCAACAAUGAAUAUGAUCGUCUGUAUCAACAAUGAAUGUGAUCGCCUGUAUCAACAAAUGAAUAUGAUUGCCUAUAUCAACAAAUGAAUAUGAUGACCUGUAUCAACAAUGAAUAUGAUCGUCUGAUUAACAAAAAAAAAGUACAAAAAGAAAAAAAGAAAUGUAAGUAAAAAUUCCAGUAAUUGUGUACGAACAAAAAGUUACUUCAAACCAACUAAAUAUAGCUCUAUCAUUUACUGAUGCAAUUACGAGUUUUUGGAUUCAAAAGUACACAUGUGUGAAUUCUAUUUGAAACUUCUAAAAAAAACAAUAAAUAACUUUUUAAAAUAGAUAUUGACUUUCAUAGUUCAGAUAAUGAAGCAUGUAUAUUAACAAUAGCAUUAGUAUAUAUAAGAUAGUUCUACAUAGUAGAUAAGAUAAGAUAAGAUAAUAUGACCCAAUUAAAUGGAAAUUCAGUUUGAUUACAAUUGACAACCUCAGCGUAACUACUGUACAAUAACAGUAUAGAUGCAAAUACGAACAACAUUCACACACGAAACAUAUACUCACUAAUAACCAGCGCUUAAUAAAUAGACUUCUAUGAACUUCUCGAUGACGACAGAUGAUCUUGUAACACUCUGACCGAAAGUGGGAUGAAGGAGUUUUUAAAUCUUUCUGUUUUAGUCCUAAUGGAAAGGAGACGACCACUUCGUUCAGAUCUUAUGUAACAGUGGUUUAAUGGGUGUAGGUUAUCUUUAAGAGUCGUGAGUGCUUUGGAAAGGCAUUUUUCAAGAAAAAGUUCUUCAAGAGAUGGUAGCUGUGUUCGAGUGAUGUAUGAUGCUUUUUUAAUUAGUCUAUUUAGUCUUUGUGCCAGUGAAGUAUUACCAUACCAGCAGUUGAUGGCAAAGUUAAUUAGACUGCUGAUGGUUGCUGUAUAAAAAAGUUUAAUUAUUGAUUUGUCGAUGUUAAAUUUCCUUAGCUUUCUAAGAUAGUAGAGACGUUGGUGAGUUUUGGUGUAAAGGUUUUGACAGUGUUCACUUUAUUUCAUUUUGUUGUUAAUGGUUGUACCUAGGUAUUUAUAUUCUUGCACUUCUUCUACGGUUUGGUUGCUUAUCUGAAUUUCUUCAAGAUGGCCAUUAUGUUUCCUAAAAUCUAUUUUCAUUUCUUUAGUUUUCUGAACAUUUAAAAUUAGAAAGUUAUCUAUACUCCAUUGGUAAAAAGUGUUAAUAUUUAAAUGGUAAAGAUUUUCGUCACCUGCAAUAAGGCCAAUGAUUGCUGUGUCGUCAGCAAACUUUAUGAUGGGAGUGUCAGCUGAUAGGCUCUGAAUGUCAUUUGUGUAUAUGGUAUACAAUACUGGUGACAUAUUAUGUUCCUAUAUUGUGAUUUGUUUUCAUUUCGAUGUUGUCUUUGAAAUAAAACCAUAACAAACGUUUCA
Biomphalaria glabrata is the source of this 3164-nucleotide messenger RNA. RefSeq names its product glutamic acid-rich protein-like. Gene Ontology annotation, cellular component: cytoplasm. The transcript has 2 exons. NCBI's taxonomy places the organism in Eukaryota, Metazoa, Mollusca, Gastropoda, Planorbidae. The record is from RefSeq and is a predicted model, not a curated record. Gene Ontology annotation, biological process: translation. The coding region runs from base 48 to 806 and encodes 252 amino acids. Gene Ontology annotation, molecular function: mRNA base-pairing post-transcriptional repressor activity.